AUGGACAACUUUGUUCGCCCAGCUCAGUCAUGCACUGUUCAAGAGGCAGCGAUUUUUACAGAGAGCAUUUUGAACAUGCUUGUGACCGAUAUGAGACCACUGUCCAUGGUGGAAGACAAGGGAUUUAGAGACAUGAUCUCAACUUUUAAUCCUAAAUACAACCUGCCAUCAAGAACAUAUUUCACACAACUGAUGGAGAAGAAACACAGAGACAUUACAGAAAAAUUAAAAGCUGUCCUAAAGCAAACAGAGUAUGUUGCUUUGACAACAGACAUUUGGACCAGUGUGGCAACAGAGGCCUACCUGGGGGUGACAUGCCACUUCUUAGGGGAAGAUUGGGAGAUGAAGUCCCUCUCUCUAACCACAAUGCCCUUAGAAGAGAGACACACUGCAGCCAACAUUGCAGACUGGCUAGAGGAGACAACUGCCAAAUUUGAGAUUCAACUUGUAAAGGUAAAGGCAGUUGUCCAUGACAAUGGGGCCAAUGUGGUGGCAGCAGCAAGAAUUCUUAGAAAGAGGCAUGGGUGGGCUUCUGUGAGAUGUGCAGGGCAUACUUUAAAUUUAGUUGUGCAGAGCACACUCAAAAACAAAACAAUUGCUAGUUGUGUGGGUUCUGCUAGGUGCUUAGUGGAACACUUCAAGAAGAGUGAACUGGCCUGCACUAAGCUUAAAGAAAAACAACAGCAGAUGGGAAAUCCAUCACUCAUGUUGAUACAGGAUGUCAGUACCCGGUGGAACAGUACGUAUCACAUGUUAUCAAGACUCCUAGAACAGCGAUGGCCUGUGACUGCAGCUCUCUCCGAUCCAGCAGCCAAUCCAAGAGGUAAACACCACUACCUGGAUAUAAAGCCAGAGCAGUGGCACAUCAGUGAGGAGUUGACACAGGUCCUUGGGCCAUUUGAAGAAGCUACAGAGUUUCUUAGUGGAGAACAGUAUGUCACCCUCUCUGCUCUUCCACAGCUGGUCCAAAACCUUAAAAAGUCCACACUGGCUGCAGAACCCGAAACUGCACCAGUGAAGGCAUUUCAGGCUUCUGCUGCACAGCAGAUCACAGAGAGGUGGCAAGGGCUGUAUGAAUUUCUACCUGAUUCUCCCAACCCUGUCCUUCUUGCUGCUGCUUUGGACCCCAGGUUUAGAAAACUGAAGUUCUUGCCUGUGGAAGAGGUGUUGAAGUUCCAAACUACUAUUCAAACAAUGGCACUAGCUGCCAGAAAGGACUCAAAACAGACACAUGUAAGGGGAGAGGAAGCCACUGCCACCACAUCAGCUACACACACUACAGGUAGAUCACAUCAGAAAAGUAUUCUGGGAUCAUCAUCAGAGGAUGAGGAUGAAGGAGAGGAUGAGGAUGAGCAGAUUAACAGAGCAGUGCAGAGGGAGGUCUUGGAGUAUUUUGGUGAACAGCCUAUUUCCAAAAAGGAUAAUCCACUGCCAUGGUGGAGAAAAAAUCAAGAAAGAUAUCCAAGCUUGGCACAGCUGGCAAAGGCUUUCUUGGGGAUCCCAGCAACAUCAACACCUUCAGAGCGCUUGUUCUCUGCUGCUGGGAACAUUGCCUCAAAACGUAGGGCAAGCCUAAGUGCUGAGCAUGUGGAUAUGUUGACAUUUCUCCAUUGCAACUAUAAGCUGUUGUAA
Misgurnus anguillicaudatus (oriental weatherfish) is the source of this 1632-nucleotide messenger RNA. The record is from RefSeq and is a predicted model, not a curated record. Lineage: Eukaryota; Metazoa; Chordata; Actinopteri; Cypriniformes; Cobitidae.